Molecule: messenger RNA, 953 nt
Organism: Trematosphaeria pertusa
Lineage: Eukaryota; Fungi; Ascomycota; Dothideomycetes; Pleosporales; Trematosphaeriaceae
Exons: 1
Source: RefSeq, a predicted model, not a curated record
CGCCAGUCAAGGGACAGGAUCUCCUCCUAAAACUCCCCGCUGAAAUCCGCCUGAUGAUCUACGAGGAGCUCCUUAUCGUCUGGCCGAAGACUGUCUUCCGCGGCGCGCGGCAGUUCGGUCCACUAUCACCGAAGGAGUACAACGAGGAUGUGAUACUACAUUGGCAGAUCCUUCUGACUUGUCGGAAGUACUUCGAGGAGGGAGCCCCAGUCAUGUACGGCGGCAACAAGCUGGUCUUCUGCACUGGCAAAGGAGGUGACCCUGGCCAGUUCUGGCGCUUCCCAAUCAACAUCCGCUACAUGCGCUACGUAACGGACCUGGGUAUCUACCUUCGAGCCGACAAGCCAACGAGCCAAGCUAGCCAGCGAGUGGCUCACUUCAUGAAAGCUCUUGCUCGCCACGGAAAGAAGUUGAACCGUCUUGUGGUGCUCCUCGGCUCUGACCGAUACUACGAGGCGGCCUGCCCCUGGGAUAUUCCUUUCUUUGAUCAUCCAGUGUCCCAGGCACUUGUUCAGCUCGUCAAGUCGCAGACAGUCAACCACUUAAAGAUCCGAGUCCACGACGGGGCCCUUCUCUACAACGGAUUUGGUUCGUAUCUCUGUCAGACGUUCCGGGAGAACGGAUCUAUCGCCGGGCGGUCCCUUGCGUUCACUUUCUCCUGCACCUGCCCGCCCCACUGUCCUCUGUAUCCGCAGAAUGACUGCUUCCUCUGUGGUUGGCCGCUGGAGUUCCCGGACCAGGCGCCCGUCGAGUUCCCCUCCAAUCCUGCAGGUGUGGAAGCUCUAGUCGAGCGAACCAUGGAGCUACAAGACGAUCUCUUCCAACUUGGUCUCCUCCCCCCGAAGGAUGACGACGACGAAGAGGCUGACGAGGAGGACGCCGGCCCCUACACGACGGGACAACCGGUUGAGGACACCUAUGAGGAUAAUAGGCUGGCAUUUCACUCAGGCCUG